Rhopalosiphum maidis (corn leaf aphid) is the source of this 3192-nucleotide messenger RNA. RefSeq names its product ATP-dependent RNA helicase dbp5-like. The transcript is spliced from 8 exons. The record is from RefSeq and is a predicted model, not a curated record. Gene Ontology annotation, cellular component: cytoplasmic stress granule. Gene Ontology annotation, molecular function: translation initiation factor activity; ATP binding; RNA helicase activity. Lineage: Eukaryota; Metazoa; Arthropoda; Insecta; Hemiptera; Aphididae. Gene Ontology annotation, biological process: cytoplasmic translational initiation. Bases 330 to 2750 code for a protein of 806 amino acids.
AUGUUCGCGAAAAACAAAAACAACUAAACUGGUUAGUCAUAUAUAACUCAUAGCCAUAAAGUAAUAAUACAGUCCUGUGCCCUCUCCACGUAAUAUAAUGUAUAGUGAUAAUAUAACUUAAUAACUUUUUAAGUAUAAUAACAUGUAUAAAACGAUUCGUAUGUGUUGUGUCGCAGUACUACUGUCUACUGGGUUGAAGGUUGUUUCAUAAUUAUUUCAUACAUUCGUUCUCAUAUUCUGUGCUGACCCUGAAAAAUUCAAGCUUACAGUUUACAUCUCCAGUGAAUAAAAAAAACAUUUCUGUACUUAUUGCAAAAUUAAACAGAUCUAUGAUGGAGUCAGAAUUAAAAAAUCAGAAUGACUUAUUACAGCAAUUGAAAUCUUUACGUGCAGAAAAAGAAUUAUUAGAGAAACAUGUAUUUGUACUCAAUGAAUGUUUAUCUGUAGAGGAAUUAAAAACAAAAAUAUCUAAUCUAGAAAAGAAAAAAGAGAUGUUGGGAUCGUUGGAAAAUGUAAUUGAAAGAUUACGUGCUGAGGUAGAACCACUAAAGUAUUUGAAAUCUGUUUUGAAAACUAAAUUAGGUGAUGAAAAUAAAAUGCAAUCAAAAAACAUUGGAUCAGAAUUGUGUAUUGAUUUGGAAGAACAUACUAAGAUUGAGCCAUUAAAGUAUUUGAAAACCAAACCAGAUGUUGAAAAUAAAAUUCAAUCAAAUAACAUUUGGUCAGAGUUAUCUAUUGACCUGGAACCUAAUGUUCCUAAAUAUGAAAAAAAAAAUUGUAACAUCACUUCUAUUGAUGAUCUAGUAGAACAACCUGUUGCAUCCAAAACUUUUAUUUCUCAAAGUGUAGAAGACAUUCCUACUAAUUUAGUUAAAACUGAUUUGAGUUCAUACUCAAAGUUAAAUAAUGAACUCAUUGGAACAUUCCAAACACCAAUGCCUUGUAAAUCUAAUUCAGUGUCAACUGUUAAUGAUGGCAGUCUUGAUGAAUGUAUGCAAUUAUUGGAUCAAUAUGAUAUAGUGACUGAUCAAGAAAUAUUAAAUUACCCUACAGAAGAAAAUAAUUUGAAAAGUCAAAGUGUUGUUGAUCAAAAACCUAAUAAUAAUGGUAAUGAUAACAAAAUACAGAAUACACAGAAAGCAACAACAAGCUCUUAUUUUGAUGCGGAAGGCAUGAAUACAAAUGUGAAAGACCAAGUACCUAUUGAAAAAGAUAUAAAAUUGAAUUUAAAAAAUGCAAUUGAUCUCGGUUUUGGAACAUAUAAAGAUUGGAAUAGUAAACUUCACGAGGCUAGUACAUCUCAAUCAACUCUAAACAAACAAAGUUUAUGUUCAGAUGCCAAUGUUAAUAUUGGAGAUUUAUUACUAAAAAUACCACAAUUGUUAUUGCAACAAGGAAUUGAUUAUAUUCAAGUUGAAGAUGAGUCUAAGAAAAAUUUAAAUGUAUCCUCAAAAGAGAAUGAUAAAUGCAAUAAGAAAAAAGAUUUAAAGAAAGAAGUGAAUAAAUUCUUAGAUGAAUAUACAAAUUUAUUGCAAAAAAGUUCUCUAAAAAUAGACAACAAUAACUUAUCCUCUAAGCAAACAGAAUCAAGUCAACACGAUGAUUUACCACCUAAUGCCAGUAAUUCUGACUGUAGUAUUAAUAGCUUCAAUGAUAUGAAUUUAAAAAUUGAUAUCUUGCGUGGCAUAUACUCUCUUGGUUUUGUCAAUCCAACUGCUUUACAACAACGUAUUAUUGUGCACUGCAUAAAUGGACGAGACAUAAUUGUUUUUGCUGGACCAGGUAAUGGUAGAACAAUGAUGUUCACAAUACCAUUACUGCAACGCGUUAAAACUAAUUUAAAUGAGUGUCAAGCAUUAAUAUUAGUACCAACUCGAGACCUUGCAGUACAUAUUCAAAAGAUUAUUAUGAGUGUUGGUGACUUUUUGGGUGUUAAUGUAUGUAUUGGUGGUGAUAAUGUUCCGAGAAAACUAUCUGUUAUUCCACAUGUAAUCGUUGGUACUCCGUUUGGAGUGUCUAAUAUGAUUUCAUGUAAGUCACUGCGUACUGGAUGCAUUCAAACAGUUGUAAUUAACAAAGCUGAAAAAAUGUUGACUAAUGACUACACAAAAUCAAUUGAGGAAAUAAUGAAAAAGUUAACAAAAACCAGACAAGUCACUAUAUUGACAUCGGACAAACUAGAUCAUGUAUUAGACAUUUACAUGGAAUCUUUACGUGAUCCUCUGGUUAUUAUUAAUGACAAAGAAAAAGAUAACGAUCUACUAAAAAAUCUUCCAAAACAGUUUUAUUUAAACAUUCAAAAUGAAUGGAAAAUGAAUGCACUUUGUGAAAUCAACGAAACAUUGAAAAUACAAAGAUCUAUCAUCUUUUGCAAUACUUUGGAUAGAGCACAAAAACUAUACGAUUCCUUACAAAGAUUGGAAUAUGCAGUAUCACUUUUUCAUUUAGAAAUGAACGCACAUGAACGCGAACAAAUCCUUGAUAUGUUUUCUUCAAACAAUUUAAAAAUGCUCAUCACUACAGAUCCAAUCAAAGGAAGCCAGUUUCAGCAAGCUGCUUGGAUAAUUAAUUAUGAUUUACCAAUAAAUCCUAUUUGUUAUUUAGACAGAGUGGCAAAAUGUGCCAAAAAUAUAAAAGUGAUAAAUUUCAUCGAUGAAAAUGAAGACCAUACAAAAUCGGCAAUUGAAGCACACAACAAAAAUUAUAUGAUUCAGAUGCCUCUGAACAUGAUUGAUUUGUUACAAUAUUAAACUCAUAUGAUUAUAAUAUUAUUUUCAAUAUUAAGUAGUAUAAAAUUCAUUACUGUGAUAAAUAAAAGAAAAUACAUAUUAUUAUAUUCUACUAUUGAACUUAACUUCUAGGAAACGGGUUUUAUUAUUAUUUUCUGUUAUUAUACAAUUACUUAGAUUGCAUUUUUAUUCCUAUUUUUUUUUUUUAUGCCAAUUUAGGAAUGUUACUAUUCUUUAGUUUAUAUAUAUUUUUAUAUGAUUUUACUUUAUGUGAUUUGUUUAUGCGUAAUAUUAGAAUGUUAUUCAAGAAAUAAUUAUGUGACAAUAUUUUGAAAAUUAAAAAUUCAUAUUAUCUUUUCAUAGUUAUUAUUUAAAUUAUUUUACUGAAUUAUUAAAAAUUGUAUGUUAAUACUAUGGUAAUAGAUGUUUAUACUAAUAUUUUAAGAUAUUGAAGCUGACUUGG